This is a messenger RNA of Syngnathoides biaculeatus (alligator pipefish), 2256 nucleotides long. RefSeq names its product myocyte-specific enhancer factor 2A-like. NCBI's taxonomy places the organism in Eukaryota, Metazoa, Chordata, Actinopteri, Syngnathiformes, Syngnathidae. Gene Ontology annotation, molecular function: RNA polymerase II cis-regulatory region sequence-specific DNA binding; DNA-binding transcription factor activity, RNA polymerase II-specific; protein dimerization activity. The transcript is spliced from 12 exons. The coding region runs from base 355 to 1536 and encodes 393 amino acids. The record is from RefSeq and is a predicted model, not a curated record. Gene Ontology annotation, biological process: cell differentiation; heart development; positive regulation of transcription by RNA polymerase II.
UGUGGUGGAGUCGUCAGGGAGAUGACAGCGGGGUGGGCGCGGCUUGUAGUCGGAGCGCGAGCUUCCUCGGGCGGGGAGGACGUGAGCGUGUGAGCGGUGGAGUCACCUCCUCCCACCCACUUACUCCCUCUUCUUCUUCGUCCAUCAUCUUCGCUUCAUCUUCUCUCGUCUUCAUCGAAAGUGGACGACGAUCUCGGCCUAUCUACAUUUUGGUCUCAAUCUUGCUUGACCUGAUUUGGUCUGAUUUCCCCAUAGUAGGUUUCACCACGACUGGGACCAUGUUUUAAGGACCACCUUGACACACUUUGUCCUUCUCCAUCUUGCUGUUAGCCCAAACCGCUUAUUUUUCAGGAGAUGGGUCGGAAGAAAAUCCAGAUCGCCCGCAUCUUGGACGAGAGGAAUCGGCAGGUGACAUUCAUGAAGAGAAAAUUUGGGCUGAUGAAGAAAGCUUAUGAGCUGAGCGUGCUGUGCGACUGUGAGAUCGCUCUGAUUGUCUUCAACAGCUCCAACAAGCUGUUCCAGUACGCCAGCACCGACAUGGACAAAGUGUUGCUCAAGUACACAGAGUACAACGAGCCCCACGAAAGCAGGACCAACUCUGACAUUGUGGAGGCGCUGAACAAGAAGGAGCAACGAAGCUGUGACAGCCCGGAUGUGGGCGAUGGGGCCACGUAUGCCCUGACCCCAAAUACUGAAGCCAAAUACAAGAAGAUCAAUGAUGACUUUGAUGACAUGAUCAGGAACCACAAGAUGUCGUCAAGUGUAACACAGCCAAACUUGGUGCAUGUGGAAGGAGGAGGAACCAGUGAUGGGCGAAUGAUGAUUGUAGCAUCUCAUCACGCUCACCUGCACAGGAACAUGCCCGUGAUGCACAGGUCUACCAGUAACGCCACCACAGGUGAAAUGCAAAGCAGUUCCGAUCUGAUCCUACAGAAUGGAUCUGGACCAGAUGUGAACGGCUUUGUGGAAUCAUCUGGAAAAAUCCGCCCUCCCAAAUCGCCGACGCCGGCACGCAAGUCUGAUCUGCGAGUGCUUAUCCCCGCAUCCAAGGGUGGGAUGGCCACUCUGGGUGAGCAUCACCUGACAAGUCCAGCUUUGAGCACACCGGUGGUAUCCAUCAGCACUCCCAGCGUGGCCCACCACAACGUGCUGUACAGCACCAUCAACUCUGGCGACAACGAUUACGAACUGAGCAGCGCUGAACUGUCAGGUUUCCCCUCUCCCACCGGACCAUCUUUAAACUCCAUGACCACAUGGCAACAACAACAGAUGACCACCUCACUGGGGCCAGGCAUCAGCACCAACCACGGCACUAUCAAGGCUGAGCCUCCUUCCCCACCUCCUCCUAGGGGCUAUUCGGCUCCCCCCGAGGUUGCCGCACGGCGGGACGAGCAUCAGACACUACGUCGCCCGGACUUGCUGCCGCUGGCUGUCGCUUGCCCGGAGGCUGACGACACAUGUCACACAAAGGUUUCAAAUGGUCAAACACGUCCUACCAGGAGGAGGCCCCAAGAUGACCCAGGACAAUUCAACUAGCUGGCCUGGUAAUUGCUCGGGAGUGUCUGUGGGGAAGUAAUGGCCUGACCUUGGAUAAGUGGAAUUAGAUGAAUAGAUGGAUGGAUUUCCAUGAAGACAUUUAAGUAUGGAAAUUUCUGCAACAUUGAACUGUCUGACACUAAAAUCUUUGAUCUUUUCAUGAGUCAUGUCUUUAAAUUUAUUUUUGUCACAGGCCAGGUUGCAAUUAUGGUUUCUCUCAGAGGGGCACUAUAGAACCAUACAGUCCCGUCAAAAAGUAUUUGCCCCCGUCCUGAUUUCAGUUUUGUUUUUGGUUUUUUUCAUUAGCAUGUCACACAAAGGUUUCAAAUGGUCAAACACGUCCUACCAGGAGGAGGCCCCAAGAUGACCCAGGACAAUUCAACUAGCUGGCCUGGUAAUUGCUCGGGAGUGUCUGUGGGGAAGUAAUGGCCUGACCUUGGAUAAGUGGAAUUAGAUGAAUAGAUGGAUGGAUUUCCAUGAAGACAUUUAAGUACGGAAAUUUCUGCAACAUUGAACUGUCUGACACUAAAAUCUUUGAUCUUUUCAUGAGUCAUGUCUUUAAAUUGGGGGACUGAUUGAAACAAGUUUUGCGUUUCUAGUUUGUGUUUCAAAGUUGGCAUUCACUUUAAAAGGUACAUAUACAUAUUCCAGCCCUAUUUGCUUUGACACUGUUCUCAGAGAUUUUCAUUCUGACUCUUCUGCAGACAUGGCAUGAAUGCU